Molecule: messenger RNA, 3791 nt
Organism: Anarrhichthys ocellatus (wolf-eel)
Lineage: Eukaryota; Metazoa; Chordata; Actinopteri; Perciformes; Anarhichadidae
Gene: hsd17b12b
Product: hydroxysteroid (17-beta) dehydrogenase 12b
Exons: 10
Coding region: 640-1314 (224 amino acids)
Cellular component (GO): endoplasmic reticulum
Molecular function (GO): oxidoreductase activity
Source: RefSeq, a predicted model, not a curated record
CCUCGGCUGCUCUCCGUGUAUACUCAUCUAUCCACACCGACGUUCAGCCCUUCACCCUCCAAAGUCAUUCUGUGUUUUUCUUUUUGUCCUUGCGCUGCACUUUCCAGGGAUCACUUGGUCAGUCGACCAGUCCAUAACUCUGACGUCUUUGAAUCAUUGGAUUCCUGUGGUGCUGAAGUUCCUGUGGGUGGCGCUCUUUGUCUGUUCUUACAUGGAGGCUGUUUCAGCAGCAGAUUAAUGCCCGUUGGUUUGAUGAGGUGUCCAACAAUCACUUACUGGUGUGAUGUUUGGGUGUCCACUUACUUUGGCGACUGUAGAAGUAUAAACGUAUUUAAAGAAAGCGUAAUAACGAGCCGGACAGUUUUAUGUUCAUGUUAAGAAUCUAUAGCUUGUUCUUGUAGCGGGAAUCCUCCAGUGAACAUAGAGAAGCACAUGUUGCCUUAUUGACGUCUGCGUUUUUAGUUUUGAUUCAGAACAUUACAUCAUUUGUCCUGCUAACUCCGUCUCUGUCUGUCCUCCUUCUCCAUUUUAGUUGUGACAGGAGCCACAGAUGGGAUUGGGAAAGCUUAUGCUGAGGAGCUCGCCCGCAGAGGCUUCUCCAUCGUGCUGAUCAGCCGCUCUCAGGAGAAGCUGGACGACAUGUCCAAGGCGAUCUCGAGCAAAUGCGGCGUGGAGACCAAAACGAUCGCAGCAGACUUCAGCUCUGUAGAUAUCUACUCUAGGAUUGAAGAUGGACUUGCGGGACUGGAGAUCGGAGUAUUGGUGAACAAUGUUGGAACAUCAUAUUCUUACCCCGACUUCUUCCUCAACGUCCCCAAUCUCGACACGUUCAUCGACACCAUAGUCAACAUUAACAUCACGUCCGUGUGCCAGAUGACACGUCUCGUAUUACCUCGAAUGGUUGAGAGGAAGAAGGGGGCCAUCCUCAACAUCUCGUCUGCCAGCGGGAUGUACCCUGUUCCUCUGCUCACCGUCUACUCCGCCUCCAAGGCAUUUGUGGACUUCUUUUCUCGAGGACUGCAAGCUGAAUACAAAAACAACGGCAUCAUCAUCCAGAGUGUUCUGCCAUUUUUUGUCGCAACCAAGCUGAGUAAAAUCCGGCGGCCCACGCUGGACAAGCCCAGUCCCGAGCGGUACGUUUCAGCCGAGCUCCAUACCGUGGGGCUGCAGACCCAGACCAAUGGCUACCUGCCCCAUGCCAUUUUGGGCUGGGUGACUACUGCUCUGCUCCCUGCCAGGAUCCUCAACAGCUAUGUGAUGGGGGUGUGUUUGUCUCAGCGAGCUCACUACCUUAAGAAGCAGAAGCAGGGUUAGACGGAUCUGCUUGGCGGCCGGGGACGGAGGGGACCAACUGUGUUAACGACUCGCCCCGACUUGCCGCCUUGGCGGGACCGUAGAAAGAGAAAAUGUGACAGUUUCUGGGCAACGCCUCGGUCUCCCUCCCCUCCCGAUAACUCCCAGUCAUGCCGCCGUCACGUGUGUUCAAUCCGAGCGGUUCUGUGAAAAAUACCGAACAAAGUGGCGCUCCUCAUCGGAGUGAUCGGCUUUAACGAAGGGAACGCUAAUGUGGAAACUAAAAAGAAUUCCCCAAACCACCCGUCUGUCUGCGAAACGUGAUUUUUAAAAAUGAAGCCUGGAUGGUGAGGGGAGAGGUGCAGAUCAUUUGGACGUGAGGGUGGAGGCCUCCGUGUAUGUGGGUCGUCUUUCAUCUCUGUUUACUCGCUUAAAGCUGUUCAGUAGAACACUGCAGGUGGUAUUUACUUACUGUUAACACUUUCUGCAGCACUUGAACAAUACUUAAUUAGAUUUAAAAGGCGGAAAUGGGUGUUUUUGUGACAUUAAUAGCUUCCUUUUUUAUUUCUUGAGCACCAAAAUCAUUGAAGGUCUCUUGUUUGCUUUUUUCAUCUUAACUUUUUCUCGGGGGCGUUGACGGGGCGGUGACGGGUCCACAUGUUUAAUUUCACCAAACCACAUUUCAUCUGUGGAACAUUUAGGAGGAGGAGGCUCUGCAGAUGAAUGACCAGCACAGACGGAGAUGCUUUGCUGGAAUAUGAAAAUGUGCGCUUUGUUCACAAACUAAAUAGAUUUCCUUCUUUAAAACCGUUGUCAUUGUUUGGCACGAUUUUCUAUCCUGAGGUCCUUAAAGUUCCAAACCAGAACACCUGGAAAACUGAAUUGCAUUUUGUUCUCAAUAAAUUGGGAUAACUUCAGUCAUCUGUCUGCUGUCUUCUUUUGCUCGGUUUCACCUUUCUUGUCACCUGCGUUUUGAAUCACAUGGCUGCAAGAUUUAGAGCCUGGAAGGGAACACGUAUUAGCCGAUAUUAUGCUGAAGUUAUUGAAAGGCCUGAUAAGAGAACAGUUCAGGUUUUUAUUUCCUAACGAGGAAAUAUGGGAGUUUGGAGUCAGACAUCGCAUGUAAAAGUAUCUGUAAAUCUCCUAAUGUGUAUCUCUGUCUGAUACCAUCAAACUCCAAAAUCGACAGUCUUGUGUGUAAUACAAACGCCUCAUACAUACACACACACACACACACACUGUUACUGAUCAGCUCAUAUAACUCCCUCGAGUGGUUUGUGCCAUUAUUCAUCAUCUUCACAGUCCAUGCAAAUGUGUUGCCUUCUCCUUCUCUGCCUCUUCCCUCCCCAACCUCGCCGUCCGGUUCCCAUGCCAACACUUUCUGGGAGAUGAUUCCGGUGCACCGGUAUGGAAGCUGCGGAAGUGUGUCAUCGCUGAGAAUGUAGGAGGGGGGAGUGGAGCUGUUUGUGUGCGUGUGUGUGGAGGGAUGCCCAAAGGAAGAAGCGAGUGGGAGUGCGUAGAGAUGUAUAUAAAGAGUCCACGGCACACUCUGACUCGCACUCACUCACUGUGAUUUCACAGCAGAGCUCCAGAGCGAAGGGCAGCAGCAACAGGAUCUCUCAAAUCAUCUCAUCAAGCAGAACCUCCAGGACUGAAUAUUAAACGGCUCUCACUCAUUUCAGUAUUUCAUAUUUGAAGAAUUUAUUUAUUUUUUUUCUUCUUAAUCAUCUCCACCAAAAACUUGUGGAAACGGCUGAUCAGAUGCACCAGAAUUUGUUAACAAAGAGGCUUUAAGAUCCCACGACGCUUCUACUCUCGAGCCUCGCCGUCAGCACCCCACGUCAUCCUCUCAUUUGGGCCACCGUUCACCAUGGCGACCAGCAUGGACACGCUCCCUGCCCAUCUGCUGCCUUUGGUGAUGGAGGAGUUCCCCCAGUCCCUGGCCACAGCUUGUGUCUGCAGGGCCGGACAACGCGAGCCCCGCCUCCGCUGCGUGCAGUGUGGCAUCAUCGAGGAGGAGGAGGAGGACUGCUCCACCCUGGAGGAGGACCAAGCCCUGCGGUCCUUCCUGCAGACCGUGGAGAGCCUGAGGAGGAGCACCAGAUGAGCUCCUCAAGAGGAGCGUUUGUUCAUCGCUGUGACAUGUUUGACCUAUUUGGCUUCCCUGCAAAAAAAAAAAAAUAAUCAGUUUUUGAGACCAACGGAUGUCGACAGUAUUUUACGGGUGCAGACUGUGCUGAAUUUAAACCCGUGUCUGCGGUGAAGUUUUUGGUAAAACAACGUCACCACUGGUGGACGAGACCGCACCGAGUCAAGACAGUAAAGACUUGUGAUGGAGCUGGUCAAAAGAUACUUAAAAAAAACUUUAUCUUUAUUUUCAAAGUAAAUAUGCUUAGUUGUGUAGUGGUUUUCUGCAAAGCUUUACUUUCACAAUGCAAAGUUGUACACAUUGCCUGCUGCUAAGAUUUUGAAAUGAAUCAUAAAGCUGUUCUAAUAUG